This is a messenger RNA of Gordionus sp. m RMFG-2023, 2724 nucleotides long. RefSeq names its product pre-mRNA-processing factor 39-like. Lineage: Eukaryota; Metazoa; Nematomorpha; Gordioida; Chordodea; Parachordodidae. The coding region runs from base 26 to 2524 and encodes 832 amino acids. The transcript is spliced from 16 exons. Gene Ontology annotation, molecular function: pre-mRNA 5'-splice site binding; protein binding. The record is from RefSeq and is a predicted model, not a curated record. Gene Ontology annotation, cellular component: commitment complex; U2-type prespliceosome; U1 snRNP. Gene Ontology annotation, biological process: mRNA 5'-splice site recognition; RNA processing.
AUUAUCAUUUGCAAACUUGCAAGAAAUGGCAACAAACGACAUACAUAAUGAUUAUUAUGAAGGGGAUGAAUUUGAGGAGAUUGAUCAAACAUUAGAACAGCAUUUUAUUGAAAGUCAAAAAUUAGAAAAUAAUGAUAACUUAAAUGAUCUUCCUAGCUGUAAAAGGUUACGUCUAGAAGCUGUAAUUAUUCAAAACAAGGUAGAUAAAUAUCACAUCAAAGAUAAUUUGGAUAUUGAAAUUAAAGAGGAUAUAACUUUGAAUCAUAUUAAAGCUGAAAUGAACCAAAUAUUAACUUAUGAUAAUGCACAAAAUAAUACCAAUAUUCACUCAGCCCUUGACGAUCAUUAUUCCUCUCAAAUAAAAUCUAUUGGAGAAGAUCCAGUAUAUUUUGAUAUUAUUACAAUGAUAGAAAAUAUUCCUCAUAAUAAUCGGAAAUAUAUAGAAGAUCAAUUAAUGGAUAUAUUAUCUUUUACUAAAAAUUGUUUCUCUGAGACACUCCAAUCAUGGUAUGAAAAUUUUGAUUUGUUACAAAAACAACAUGAUGAAAUUCUGAAAAAUAUUACAGAUUUUAAUGCAUGGGUCACGUUACUACAAUAUUGUGAAAGUUUGUUAAGAAAUCCUCAAGUUAUAAAGGAGGAAAAGCAACAAAUGGCACUCGAAGUUUUGCGACAUUCAUUUAAGGAAUUUCUUAAGAGGUAUCCUUAUUGUUAUGGUUAUUGGAAAAACUAUGCUGAUAUUGAAAGGAAAUUUGGACUUCUAGAUAAUGUAUUUAAGAUUUAUGAUAAAGCAUUAAAAGCAUUUCCUAAUAGUGUUGACUUAUGGAUAUUCUACAUUAAUUUUAUAAUUGAAAAUUCUGCAUCUGAAAACUCCAAUCCAUUUAUAUCUACUCUUGUCAUUACUGAGCAUCAAUGGUCUGAUGAACAAAUUAGAAAAUUAUUUGAGAAAGCCAUACAAAAGGUUGGAUCAGAUUACAAAUCAGAACCAUUUUGGGAUUUAUACUUAACUUGGGAGAUGAAACAUGGAGAAAUGAGGAAGGUUACCAAAGUAUUUGAUUUAGCCUUGAAGGAAAUGACAGCUGCUUACAGACAAUUUUUUGAAAGAUUUAAAAAUCACAUUGAAACAAAUGAUAUACAAGAGAUCAUAACCGAGGAGGAACUUGACAGAAUUAAACGAGAUCUAAACUUAUUUAAUCCUAAACACAGACAUUCUACAGAAGAACUCACCGAUGAUCAAAUUAUUGCUAUCAGGGAUAAAAUUAUUGAAACUAGACAAGAAAUUGUUGCCGAAACAGAAAUGGAAGUGAAAAAAAGGAAAACGUAUGAAGAUAAUAUAAAAAGACCAUACUUUCACAUCAAACCUCUUGAAAGAUUUCAGCUCAAAAACUGGAACCAGUAUUUGGAUUAUGAGAUGAACAUAACCGUUGAUCUUGAUAAAGGUGAAAAGACUGGAUUAGCUAAAAACACCCGUGUUAAAUCAUUGUUUGAGCGAUGCUUAGUUACAUGUGCUCUUUAUGAGGAAUUUUGGCUAAAAUACGCCAAAUAUAUGGAAACCUUGGAUCUAAAUGCUAUGAGAAGAGUUUUCCAAAGAGCCUGCUUUAUACACUUGCCGACUAAACCGAAUAUUUUCUUGGCCUGGGCUGCUGUCGAAGAAAAAUACGGUAACUUUCAUUGUGCUUCCUUUAUCCUUAAUCUGCUAGAUAAAAAUGUUCCGGAUCUUGUCCAGCUAACUAUGAGAAGAAUUAAUUUAUACAGAAGGAGAGGUGAUAUGGAGGAUCUCGUAGAAAGGCUUUACAGAGAAAACCUCACAAAAUAUGAAAGCAAUCUUUGCUAUUACAGCUAUUUCGUUAUACAAUAUGCACGUUACAUUCAUCGGGUAAAGAAUGAUAAGCCUCAAGCUUUGAAAUUGCUAGAAGACGCCAUUAUUAAUGAUCCGCACAACGAAAAGUUAUACUUACAAUUGCUAGACAUGGAAUACCAGACGGAGCCACUCAAUAUAGAUAGAAUAGCGGCCAUAUUUGAUCGCACCUUAAAUAGCACCUUACCAGAUAGUUCUAAAACUGCCUUUGCUCAAAGAAAAUACGAGUUUUUGGAGAGUCUUGACCAUGAUGUUUAUAGGAUCAAUAAAGCUCGUGAUGAUUUUAUAUCCUUGCUGAAAAUACAAUUGGGAGGAGAUUUUUCGUCUACUUACCAGAAAUCAUACGUUAAGGGCAACGUUCCUUUACUACCCCCUUCUGUAGCUUCUGCAAAUUUAGCUUCAAAAUCUAGCCGCAAUACCGCUUCUCCAAGAGCUUCAUCUUCUUCCACCUCAACAGCCGUAAAUACGGUCAGUAACGCAGCUAUCGCUACUAGUGACUACUACUCUGCUUACUACCAACAAUGGGCCUCUGCUUAUCAUCAACACCCUGGCGUUUAUACACCCGCUCCUACAAAUCCAAUGUAUAUUGGUGGAAAUGCUUACCCAGCCGCUUACGCUUCUAUGGGUUACCCAAGUGUUGUCCCUUUAUCUGCUAUUAUUAAAAAAUAAAAUAUUAAUUUUGCGUUUAACAGGGAGAUGAUCACACUUUGUAUCGUUAUGUUAUUGUAUUCAUUAAUUUUCUUUUAUAUUGAAAUUAUAACCUGGAAAACAAUCAUACUAUCUUUAUCUACUUGUAUUAUAUAAACGAUAUUGUAUAAAAAAUAUAAUAAGGGAUAUAAUAGUUUAGUUAUAUAACAAAUAAAAAUGAA